AUGGCUCUGCAUAGUUUCGAGUCAGUCGACAAUGGGAUUUUCCAGGAGCAUAUCCCAUCACCCAGAGAUUUCAACUCAGCCGCCCAGAAUGCAACGCAAGCAAAUUUCCCAAGUCAUGAGAGCAACCAGAAGGCUUUCUCGCCCGAUGGGAUUGUCUAUAGUGAUAUAGUCUCUACACCAGGAUCUGGAUUCACAGAUCAUGACGAAAAGGCGAUGACCGAGGCAUAUUACCAGAGCAUGCAAGACGAAAUAUCCAAGUCGAGUUCAUAUGCCCUUCCAUCACGGAAGCUACUAUGUGGUUUCAUUAAACGAUAUUUCCGGAGCUUUCAUCGCCACCAGCCAUUCCUCCAUGAGCCAACCUGGUCUCCCAAUGAAUCUCCUUUCGCUCUGGUGCUCGCGAUCUGUGCAAAUGGAGCUGUAUACAAUCUGGAGUAUUGCAUAAGCCAGGAUCUUUAUGCCCAAGCUAUCAAGCUUUUCCCUUCGGGAAACUCUGGCCUCACUGCGCUGCAAACAAUGAUGCCCUUAAUAGCAUAUGCUGCAUGGGCCGGAGAGCGUGACGACCUCUGCUUGGAGUUUCCUCUAUAUAGUAGGAUUUGUCUCACUCUAGGUCGUGAAUGGAGUCUUUGUGGGAGAUUGACAUCCACCGAGGAGCCUACUUGGAAGGAUUGGCGUGAAAUGGAAGCACUGAGAAGAGUAACGUAUUGCAUACUAACUGUUCUGAAUCUCAUUGCAAUUGCAUACGACUUGAUGCCACCUAUCAAGAUUGAAGAACAGUAUGGGAUGCCAUCAUCCGAGGCGCUCUGGACCGCGGCCUCAGAACAAGAAUGGAAUCAACUAUUUAAGUCCUUUCCCCAAAAGCCCUGGAAAUCAACAGAAGAUCUUUUCAAGACAUUAUCCGACCCUUAUCUCCCUAUUCCUUCAGACAUUGGCCCCUUCGGGUGUCACGUUGUCAUCUUACACAUAUUGCAAAAGGCUUGCUUCUUGCAGAAAUUAUCAACCAGCUUUGACGAUCACACCGAAUAUCGGCUCCAGAUUUUCACAGCUCUCGAACGCUGGAAGAUAAUGUGGGAGAAUGAACCGGAAGCCUCUCGUUCGUUCGAUUUCCAGGCCAGCCCAAUCCUAUUCAAUUGUACAGCUUUGUUCCGGCUCACGCAUGUUCGCCUGUCCACGGAUUUCUGCGAAGUUCGUAAAUACUUUACAUUCUGUUCCGAAGAGCAGAUAGUAUCACGAAUUAAAUCAGCCGGGCAUCCACUUAGAUCAGAUCAAAUCACAACAGCAGCAUUUCAGGCUUGCCAAUCUCUCCACAUCCCUUCACAAAUGGGGUUCAGGCUUGUAUCGAAGACAAAGUUCUGGGUAUGGAGCGUUCAACAUGCACUCAGCUAUUUCGAAUGUGCUCUCUUCCUAUCCAAAUGGCUUCAGACAGUGAAGGACGCAACUGAAGUCUCAAGCAAAGAGAGAGAGGUUGUGAGCAUGGUUCAGCAAAUGCUCGCAGAGUCAUCUUCACACCCAACUACCCAGACCUCUGCGCCUCCAAACUAUAUUAUGAUUCUAUAUCGAUUCGCUGAGCUGAUCGAUACUGGAGAAACUACGGUAUGGAAAAUAGUACCACGAAUGGCGCGUGUUUUAAGAUCAUAUGCGGAAACUCUUUCAGAAAUGCAUCAGACUCAAUAG
Messenger RNA from Aaosphaeria arxii CBS 175.79, 1671 nucleotides. RefSeq lists its product as uncharacterized. The record is from RefSeq and is a predicted model, not a curated record. Gene Ontology annotation, cellular component: chromatin. The coding region runs from base 1 to 1671 and encodes 556 amino acids. The transcript has 2 exons. Gene Ontology annotation, biological process: DNA-templated transcription; regulation of transcription by RNA polymerase II. Gene Ontology annotation, molecular function: DNA-binding transcription factor activity, RNA polymerase II-specific; RNA polymerase II cis-regulatory region sequence-specific DNA binding; zinc ion binding. Lineage: Eukaryota; Fungi; Ascomycota; Dothideomycetes; Pleosporales.